AUGCUCUUCGUGCAAGCCUGGCCGUCCACGGGGCGGUUCUUGCGCAAGGAAAUCCCCACCCCGGCUGAAUUGCGAUACCUGGGGUUUGAUCCCUCUUCGUCAAAGUUGCAGGUGCCGCGAUCACCGUCGCAGACGGAGGAGGAUGCCUUCACCAAACAACUGCGACGGAUCGGUGCUUUGGAAUGGGAGAAUGAAGACAGGUGCGAGGAGGCGUACUUCGGCGAUUCGCUGGACAUAGGCCUCCGCAGAUUUCGGCAGGCAACCUACGGGUGGCCUUCGAGCGGCAAGGGGCUCUGGACGUGGGAGUACGAUGCUCACCCACGCCGGUUGGAACAGGAGGCCGAGCAGCGUGAACUGCUGGCUGCGCUGAAAGGGGCUCAGGAUAUGGAUGAGCAAUGCGCGAUUCUUGAGCGAUUGGGGCUGGCAACUUUCUAUGAGGAUCCAGCGGACUAUCUUCGGCUUGCGGACCUUUACAGGGACAUCAGUGUCUCCCGGAGUCAUCGACGUUUCCAACUUUAUUUCUAUAACCCAAUCACGCAAAACACCAGCAUUCUGUCCUUCAUCAAUCUUCUACGCAAGACCUCCAAGCCCCCCACCAAAAUGCGCGGAAAGGUCACCAUCGAGGAAGCCUUCGAGAUCCCGUCCGAGGCGGAUCAGAGCCGCGACCAGGCGGCGAUUUACGUGGCACCGGACGACCUGGAGCGCUACCUGCGGCAGAUCAAGUCGAUCACGGGGGAGCGGCUGAAGAUCUCGGAGGACAACGGGAUCGGGUACACGGUGCUGUCGCUGACGGUGCCGGGGAUCCAGGGGAUCCGGGAGCGGGAGAAGGCGGAGUCGCACGCGCGCGAGGUGAACAACUACAUCGCGGACAAGAUCAAGGACCACCGCGACCGGCUGGGCGCGUUCGCGGCGCUGUCGAUGCACGACCCGGCGCAGGCGGGCAAGGAGCUGCGGCGCUGCGUGAAGGAGCUGGGCUUUCACGGGGCCCUGCUGAACGACGUGCAGCACACCAACCAGCGCGGCCGCUGCCUGUAUUACGACCAGCCCGAGUACGACGAGUUCUGGCGCGUGGCCGUCGAGCUCGACGUGCCCAUCUACCUGCACCCGGCCGCGCCCACGGGCGACAACUACAAGGAGCACUACGAGAACCGCAAGUACCUGGUCGGCCCGCCGCAGAGCUUCUGCAACGCCGUCGGCCGCCACGUCAUGGGCCUCAUCACCAACGGCGUCUUCGACCGCUUCCCCAACCUCAAGCUGAUCCUCGGCCACCUCGGCGAGCGCAUCCCCUUCGACUUCUGGCGCGCCAACCACUGGAUCAACGACGUCGAGCGGCCCCUCGCCAAGAAGAACGGCGACACCAUGUGCGAGCGCGACGUCCUCCACUACUUCAAGAACAACAUCUACGUCACCACCAGCGGCCACUUCAGCACCAACACCCUGCGCUUCGUCGCCGAGGAGAUCGGCGUCGACCGCAUCAUGUUCAGCGUCGACUACCCCUACGAGAGGCUGGAGAACGGCUGCGGUUGGUUCGACAACAACUCCGACGAGCUCAAGAAGAUCCUCGGCGGCCGCGACGGCUAUCUGCGUGUCGGCAGGGACAACGCCAAGAACGUCCUCAAGCUCUCCAAGUUCAAGGACUCCGACGCCCCCGUCUGA
Messenger RNA from Aspergillus fijiensis CBS 313.89, 1656 nucleotides. RefSeq names its product amidohydrolase family protein. Gene Ontology annotation, cellular component: cytosol; cytoplasm. The transcript has 2 exons. The record is from RefSeq and is a predicted model, not a curated record. NCBI's taxonomy places the organism in Eukaryota, Fungi, Ascomycota, Eurotiomycetes, Eurotiales, Aspergillaceae. The coding region runs from base 1 to 1656 and encodes 551 amino acids. Gene Ontology annotation, biological process: secondary metabolic process. Gene Ontology annotation, molecular function: hydrolase activity; carboxy-lyase activity.